This is a messenger RNA of Saccostrea cuccullata (small rock oyster), 1298 nucleotides long. Its product is annotated as multiple epidermal growth factor-like domains protein 10. The transcript is spliced from 3 exons. The coding region runs from base 477 to 1058 and encodes 193 amino acids. Lineage: Eukaryota; Metazoa; Mollusca; Bivalvia; Ostreida; Ostreidae. The record is from RefSeq and is a predicted model, not a curated record.
GCAACGAGGAAACUCUGUAACUGCAUUGUUAAAGGAAGAAAAUAAUAACUCUGAGAUUAUGUCCUUAUAGUUCUUCAAAAACAUAGAAAAUAAGGAAGAGCAGUCUUCUCUCGUUGCAGAAUUAAUGAAACAGUACCCCUUCUAAGCAAUUCUAAACUUUUAGAGGAAAAACUCGCUCAAGUAUCAGGCAAUUGCUUUAAAAAGCAUAUAUCCAUAUAACACACUCUAAGUUAGUGCAAUCAAUGACUGCCUGAUGCCAACAUAUUAGGAACAAUCUAGUUUAGUUCGACAUGUAUAUAAGUUAAAUUUCGAGUGGUUCUGAUAUACAAGUGCUUGUUAAAUGCAGCAAAUAGAUCUGGAAUAUCGAGUUUCAACGCUUUGGUGUUAGUACGAAAAACUGGACAUUUAUUACUGUCAUUCUUUUAUCUCUACAUGUAUUCCUUCAUUGCGUAAGUAACCCAUUUGCUCCAUAAGUAAUGAAGGUCUUCAUAUUUCUAUUUGUAACUAAUUACUUUGCGGAUGUUUUGGCCAGAAACUCACAGAUGAUAUGUCCUGAUGAUAGAUUUUAUAACAAGAAAACAGGAAACUGCACAGAAUGUCUGCCAGGAUAUUUUGCAUCAAACUGCUCUAAACUGUGUCGAUACCCUAACUACGGUAAUGAAUGCCAGGAUCAAUGCCCGUGUAGAGAAGAGUAUUGCAAUCACAUUUUUGGAUGCAUCGAAGAUCCUCAAGAUAUCAAAGAACCCAAAGACAGAGUCAACACCAUCAUUGCGGUAACAGUUACUGGAAUUAUUCUUAUCAUCAUCGCUUUCAUCAUUUUAUCCAUAGCAAACCGAAAAUUCUUCACCAGACACAUCAGUCAAAACGCUCACUACGUCGACACUGUAAUAGCUGAACAUACAGAGCACACAUACAAUCCUCACUUACAUCGUAAUACAGAAUACUCUAGGCCUGAUGAAACCUGUGCUCAAACCGACAACGGAAUGUAUAUGUUGGCAAAUACACUUCUAUACGAAUAUACCGCCGUUCAUAAAGAUUAUAGUCAGCAGAACGUAUAAUUCAUACACAAAAGGGACGAAAACAAAUUUAAUGCCCAAGAUAUGAUUUUCAUAAAACUUUUAAAAUAUAAAGGUGUUUUUCUAAACGCUGUGUUUGAAAGCUUUUCUUGUGUAUCAUGAUAUAUAUUUACUUCUUUUGUUGAUGUUGUUUUUGGUAUUUUGACUUGCCUAGAUAGCCAAGCGGUCUAGCGCGCUGUUCAUGCACUGCAAGGAGACAGAUUCCGAAGGUCGAGAGUUCAA